Didymodactylos carnosus is the source of this 1080-nucleotide messenger RNA. Lineage: Eukaryota; Metazoa; Rotifera; Eurotatoria; Philodinida; Philodinidae. The record is from the annotation of a GenBank genome assembly.
AUGAGUACUCAGUUAAAGAAUGAAGAAUUUGUUUUAUUCACUCGUCCGUCUGGUCAAAGUGACAUUAAAUCAGCAUGGAAACUACAAUCUUGUCUAAUGCCCAUUAUCACCAAAGAUAAUGAAUUUAUACUAGAAACAUUAUUUGUCUCCGUUGAUCCUUAUCUUAGUAGUGGUUUGAAAAAAUCUGCUUUAGGUGGUGCUAUAAAUUCUAUUGGUUCAAUUCAAAUAUCGGGUUUAGUAGCACGCGUUAUUGAAAGUAGAAAUCCAAAUAUUCCAGUUGAUACUAUUGUUACAGGAAGAAUGGAAUGGAAACGAUUUAUUCUUGCAAAUGGUACGGAGCCAAGAUUUAGAAUUGUGCAGAAACCUACCGAUAAAAAUACAAUUUAUAAUAAAAUUGGUUUUAGUACUGCAGUUGGAGUAUUAGGAAUGCCUUCACAAACAUCUUAUUAUGGAAUAUUAUCCGUAGCCAAUACUCAACCAUCAGAUGUUUUAGUAAUAAGCGGUGCUGCAGGAGCUGUUGGUACAAUUGCUGGACAAAUUGCAAAGAAAAUUAGAGGAGCCAAAAUGGUCAUUGGAAUUGCUGGUGGAAAGAAAAAAUGUGACUGUAUUGUUAAUGAAUUAGGAUUUGAUGCAGCAAUUGAUUAUAAAGAAUAUAAUACAAAGGACAAAAUGGUCAAUAGGCUAAAAGAACUAACACCAUCUGGUAUAACACAAUAUUUUGAUAAUACCGGUGGUUUUGUUACUGAUGCUAUAUUUGAUAUAAUUGAAAGACAUAGUAAAAUUAUUAUUUGUGGUCAAAUUAGUACUUAUAAUAAUAGUGAAGAAGAUUUAUCAAAAUCAAAUAUUUAUCCAAAUUAUUUAGCUAAAACUAUUUAUCGUGGUUUAUCCAUUUUAGGAUUUGUAUGUAGUGAUUUUAUUCAUCGAAAUGAAGAAGAAUUUUUUAAAGAUAUGCCCAAUUGGUUAGAGCAAGGAAUAAUCAAAUUUCAUGAAACUAUUAUUGAUGGAUUUGAAAAUUUACCUCGAGCUUAUGAAAUGCUUUUUACUGGAGAAAAUAUUGGAAAAAUAGUUGUGAAAGUUUAA